UGUAAGUCAGUGUCUGCCGACAAUUUCCGAUAUUACACGAGUUUUGACAAUCCCAAGCCUGAAAAAUUACAGGUUUCCAUUUGUACAUAUUAUUGGCAAUCAGCAUUGCUGAAAUAUAUCACCAUUUGUGUAAAUAAAAAGUGAAUAAAGUGAAAUGAAGUACAUUGCGAUAGAAGAGAGCUGCCGCGCGUGUCAAAUAAAUACUCAGGAAGAGUCCGAAAAGAUAUUCAUCUUUACCACUGCAAAGCUUCCGGACGUCUUCAAGGAAACCACAUCCCUGGACAUUCAUGAGAACGAUGGACUACCCAAAGUUCUAUGCUGUUCCUGCUAUGAUCGUCUCCUGGACGCUUACAACUUCAGGAAAAUGUGUUCCUCUGCAGCUCUGCACUUCCAGAAGAUCCUAUCAAUGGAUGUUCCGGAAGAGAAAUACACCUCACCUGAAACGACUGAUGUUCAUUUGACGGACAACAUACAGAUAAAGACAGAGCCAGAUUCAGAUGCUCCGAAUUCUCCUCUAAGGAACGAUCAAAACUGCCCUCCGGACAGUGACGAUACUGCCACUGACAUUUCUGAUAUGUUAUCUAUCGAAGAAAAACCCUUGGAUGUAAUCAAGACAGAUCCUAAUGACUCUGAUUCCUUGACUUUUCAAAAACAGGAAGAGAAUUCUUCUCGAAUGAAGACAAGGAAGCAACCUAUUGUUCCGGAAAAGCAUGUCAAGUUUGAGUGCGGUAUCUGCAAUUCUAGUUUUCACCAGAAAUGUCGCCUGGAGAUGCACAUUUGGACAAAGCAUCUGGGAUUGAAGCCCUUUAAAUGCGAAAUCUGUGGAAAGGAAUUCAAGUCAUCUUCAUCUCUAAGCAAUCACCUUAAAACCCAUAAAGGUUCAGAAGAUCACAGUGAUAUUACCCAGCAUGUAUGUGUAAUUUGUGGGCUUAAACAUGAAACAGAGGAUGAGCUGAAGGAUCACAUUUAUACCCAUAAAAAAGAUAAGAAGUGGAUAUGUGUAUUUUGCCCUUUCAAAACACUUAAACGGUAUAGUUUGCAGCAUCACGUUAAGGUAGUCCAUAAGGGAAUAAAGGAUUUCCAUUGUUCCCGGUGUGAGAGAUCCUUCACCACGGCAGCGAGUCUGAGGAAUCACAUGAUGCGUCAUGAACUUAUUAAAAAUCAUGAAUGCUCAAUUUGUGGGAUCAAAACCGUAACGGGAAGUGAAUUGAAUAGCCACAUGACUAUUCACGUGAAAACGAAAUUGUUAUCCUGUGAACUAUGUCCUUUGAAAUUCAGUCGACGUGGGAAUUUGAAGCAGCACAUAAAUACAGUUCAUCAAGGAAUAAAGAAUCACCACUGCACCAUAUGCAGUAAAUCUUUUGGGACUACCAGGAGUUUGAAAAAUCACUUAAUGCUUCAUACUGGAGAAAGGCCUUUUGCCUGCACCAAGUGUCCUAAAGGAUUUAUCAGAAUGGAACAGUUGACGGUUCAUAUGAAGAUUCACACGGGGCAAGACAUGUUCUUUUGUGAAUUUUGUCCAUUCAAGACUUUCCAUCAAAUUCAAAUAAAGCGGCACACAAAGGCAGUUCAUGAGGGAGUCAAGGACCAUCACUGUCCACAUUGUAAGAGAUCCUUUGCAGCUGCCACAGCUUUGAAAAAUCACCUAUUGACCCAUACUGGAGAGAAGCCACAUAAUUGCAGUGAAUGUGGAAUGAGAUUCGCACAGCGCUCCAAUUUGAUGAGACAUUUAAAGACUCAUCUAAAAUCCAAGUCUACAGCCAGAGCUGAAGAUACGCCCACAAUAAAGUUAGAAGAAAAUCAUGGAUCAACUUCGGGACCAAGUCGAAAUCCGAAUACAGUGCCCGCUCUCUAAUCCGGAUCGGCGUAAUCCGGACGAGUUAUCGACGGUUACAUUUAAAAUAAUUUUGUGGUCAUGUAUACAUGUGUGUUCAGCAAUGAAAAUGAAUUAUCCUGUGAUGUUUUUGUUUAAUAAAUGAAGUAUAAUAGCAUAGAAUUCUCUAA
Molecule: messenger RNA, 2004 nt
Organism: Phlebotomus papatasi
Lineage: Eukaryota; Metazoa; Arthropoda; Insecta; Diptera; Psychodidae
Product: gastrula zinc finger protein XlCGF26.1-like
Exons: 1
Coding region: 155-1855 (566 amino acids)
Cellular component (GO): nucleus
Molecular function (GO): zinc ion binding
Source: RefSeq, a predicted model, not a curated record